AUGUUUGUUGGCAUUUUAAAAACGCUGCUUAAAAUUACGAUGCCUAGGGCCGGCGGAACCCUCAUUGCCCAAUUCCGCACAGGCCCUGCCCAACACUUCGGAUACGGCCAUGGAACUCCCACAAAAGUCUUGGGCCCAUCAUGCCGCUGCCACGGGCAACGUAAAAACCCCUCCGGGAAAACAAGAAACCCAUCUCGCUACCACUUUUUAAGCGGGAAUCAGCCCAUAGUUCGUUAUGUCACCCCGCUUUUGGUUCACGCAGGCACGCAAACCAUUCCGUCCGAUACGCAGCAUGGUUUGCACACGGCGAUGGCCCACCAGGGGGCGCCCGCAGAAGCACCAUGGCAUAACCCUGCUGCAAUCCAUGCGGGCGAUUCUUUAAGCCACGGUGGCGCCGCCCGAAGUUCAAGAGGUCAUAUGCCUUUUUGCCGAUACAGCACUGAGGGCAAAAAAGGGUUCUGGGAGCACAAAGCGAUGGGGCGCGCCUCAACACCCCUCCCAACAACGGAAAAAAAUUAG
Messenger RNA from Trypanosoma grayi, 519 nucleotides. RefSeq lists its product as hypothetical. The transcript has a single exon. NCBI's taxonomy places the organism in Eukaryota, Euglenozoa, Kinetoplastea, Trypanosomatida, Trypanosomatidae. Bases 1 to 519 code for a protein of 172 amino acids. The record is from RefSeq and is a predicted model, not a curated record.